AUGGCGACACGUCCAGCUUCAGCCGCUCCGGUGAAUCCCGUAUUUGCAAAGUAUGGCCUUCCCGGGAAUAUCACGAUUGGAAGCAACUCGCCAGGCAUUCACCCAGCUUCAGAGAAGCGCCCUGUGCACUAUCCAGAAUGGGACAGACCGUCAAGCACUGGUUAUGUGGUCUCAAACCACUUGAUCAAUGAGCCACCUCCGGGGCAGCCGUUAUUUCGAAUCAUCGUGAUCGGCGCUGGGGCUGCGGGCAUCGACUUUCUCCACCAUGCCCCACGGGACCUUGCUGGACUUAAUAUCGAGUUCGCUGUGUAUGACAAAAAUCCAGAAAUCGGCGGCACCUGGUUUGAGAAUCGGUACCCAGGAUGUGCAUGCGACAAUCCCAGCGUUGGGUAUACCUUUCCCUGGAAAGCCAAGCCAGACUGGACGAGCUUCUACUCUUCUUCAACUGAAAUCUGGCAGUAUUUCAAGGAUAUUGUUGAGGAAGAGAAUAUGAUGCAGUAUAUAACCCUGAAUACAGCUGUCUCUGGGGCCAGUUGGGAUAACAGCAGGGCGAAAUGGAUCGUGAAGCUUUCCCAGCGUCUGGAGGACGGUCAGACAAAAGAGUGGCAGGAGGAAUGCGACGUUAUCCUCAAUGGCAGCGGAUUUCUCAAUGCUUGGAAAUGGCCAGACAUUCCGGGGCUGCAUAAGUUCAAGGGCCCUAUCUUUCACACUGCAAACUAUAAGGAAGGAUUCGACCUGAAGGAUAAGAGAGUUGCUGUAAUUGGUUCCGGUAGCUCAGGUGUUCAGGUGUCAGCUUCCAUAUAUCCUGACGUGCAGCAUCUCUACACCUGGGUGCGAAGCCCAACCUGGAUCACCGCCGCUUUUGGCCAGCAGUUUGCGGGAAAGAAUGGCCAAAACUUCGAGUAUACGGAAGAACAGAAACAGGCGUUCGCAAAAGAUCCCGCCAGUUAUCAGCGAUACAAGAAGACGAUUGAAAACGAGCUGAAUAAAAGAUUCAAACUAGUUUUGCGCAACACAAAAGAGUCCGAUGAAGCAAACGCUUAUGCGUUUCAAGAAAUGUCUAUGAAGCUCGCAGCAAAGCCAUACUUGAAAGACUUCAUUAUUCCCCAGAAUUUCAAUGUGGCAUGUCGCCGGCCUACACCUGGUAAUGGCUACCUUGAGGCGCUUGCUGGAGAGAAGACGACCGUUUUCACGUCCUCAAUCCAAGCUAUCACAGAACAUGGGGUUGUCGACGCUGCCACUGGCGAACACCCGGUAGAUGUCAUCAUAUGUGCCACUGGCUUUGAUACAUCAUUCAGGCCCCAGUUUCCCAUUACUGGGCUAGACCCAGAGGUAACUUUAGCCGAGAAAUGGGCCGAGUUUCCUGCCAGCUACUUGGGGAUUGGUGUCGAUGGCUUCCCGAAUUACUUCACAUACUCUGGGCCGUUCACACCGGUUGCUCAAGGCUCCUUGUUGCCUAUAAUAACACUCCUGACGAACCACUUCAUUGAGAUUAUCCAGAAGAUGCGAAGGCAACAUAUCCGCCAACUGAGUCCGAAAGCUAGUGCUGUUGCUGAUUUUGCGGAGCAUGCUCGUACCUUUUUGCCGCGCACUUGCUGGGCAGACCCAUGCAGCUCUUGGUUCAAACAGGGCACCACAAAUGGCCCUAUUGUCAUGUGGCCGGGUUCCAGGCUUUCCUUCUUUGAAGUACUUCAUCACCCCAACUACGAGGACUAUGAUAUCGAGUACUAUGGCAAGAAUCGGUGGUCUUUCCUGGGCUCCGGCUUUGUAGACUUUGAAUUCUCAGGGUCUAAGGACCUAACGUGGUACCUGGACGAGUUCUCAGGACGGGAAGACUGGGUGAAAGGAGUUCCAUUGAGUCAAGAUUCUGAGGAGUUUGCCGGUGUUAACGCUGGUGCAGUUCCCCACACUAACGCGCGCCUUUAG
This is a messenger RNA of Aspergillus bombycis, 1926 nucleotides long. Its product is annotated as flavin-containing monooxygenase. Lineage: Eukaryota; Fungi; Ascomycota; Eurotiomycetes; Eurotiales; Aspergillaceae. Gene Ontology annotation, molecular function: flavin adenine dinucleotide binding; NADP binding; N,N-dimethylaniline monooxygenase activity. The coding region runs from base 1 to 1926 and encodes 641 amino acids. The transcript has 4 exons. The record is from RefSeq and is a predicted model, not a curated record.